AUGAAUCAAUCCGAACGCAUCAUUCCAUUACCAUGCCUUCCGACAUACAUCGCACGUCGUCCAGUUCGUUCCCAAUCAGCUUGUAAACAUACAGUAAAUGGAUACAAUCCGAUUUUUUCACGUAAUUGGGAAAAAGCUUAUUUAAAUCAUACAACAUACUAUCAUAACUAUGUUCAUUCACCGUUUAUAAAUAUUGAGCUUGAUCAAAAUCAAAUUACUUCAAAACAAUAUGAUACAUAUAGACCACAUUAUCGUCCACGUGUCGAAAUAAAUCUAACUGAUUCGUACAAUCGAAUUCGUCCAUUAACUGUUCCACAUCAUACAACGCGAACAAGUGAAAAAUGGUCUCGAUUCCUUGACGGAUAUACCGAUCGAUUCAAAAUUGACUAUCCAACACCUGACAAUGAAAAUCAUUUUUAUGUCUCAAGUCGACCAGGACGUUUUCCCUGUUCAACAAAUCAAUAA
Adineta ricciae is the source of this 465-nucleotide messenger RNA. The record is from the annotation of a GenBank genome assembly. NCBI's taxonomy places the organism in Eukaryota, Metazoa, Rotifera, Eurotatoria, Adinetida, Adinetidae.